Molecule: messenger RNA, 1795 nt
Organism: Conger conger (European conger)
Lineage: Eukaryota; Metazoa; Chordata; Actinopteri; Anguilliformes; Congridae
Gene: esrra
Product: estrogen-related receptor alpha
Exons: 8
Coding region: 497-1795 (432 amino acids)
Biological process (GO): regulation of DNA-templated transcription
Cellular component (GO): nucleus
Molecular function (GO): nuclear steroid receptor activity; DNA-binding transcription factor activity; zinc ion binding
Source: RefSeq, a predicted model, not a curated record
AGCUCACUCGGUUAAGAGACCGGUUUAAGACAAGUGGAAUUGAUACACCGACAAACGAAAAACACGAUCUGGAUUAGUAUUCUUUUACAAGUUUAAAGGACAAAUGUAUUAUUUGAACAUCGCCGAUGGUUAGCAACCCGUGCAUUUAUGCUGUUUGUAAGUAGCCUCAGCACAUGAAGCGAGGGUGUUUUUUAUUUUAUCUUGAAGCACUGGCUAUUCAAUAUUGCAUAUUGAAUAAGAAUAGGACACUGCCGUGGACGAGAUUUAUAUGCUAACUGGGGCGACGGAAUCAUCAGUGGGCCAUAUAGCUCCAGACGUACAGGCUUCUCAGAGACGCCGAGUCCCGAAGAUGAUUUCGCAAAGACCGGUUUUCUGAUAAACCCAGAGGACUGAAAAGCAAGAAAUUAAGCACCUUAUAGGAGGAAGAAAGAGAAGAGGUGAACAAGACAAGAGGCCAGGAGGGAGCGGCAUCUCCAAACACACUGCUACAGUGGCCAUGUCUUCGCGGGACCGCCGUUCCGACCUGCACAUCAAGGCGGAGCCCAGCAGCCCGGAGGGCGGGGGCGGCGGGCGGGCCAGCCCGGGGGGCGCCUCCUCAGACUCCUCCCACAGCGGCGGGGGGGGGCCCAGGGGGGAAAGCGCCGGCCGCUACUCCCCGCCCCUCAGCACCCCGCCCCUGCGCUGCCACUUCAAGGAGGAGGGCGGGGACGGGGCGGAGGAGGGCUCCACGGGGAGCGGCGGCAGGUGCAAGUACGCUCUGAGCACGCUCCCGAAACGCCUGUGCCUGGUGUGCGGGGACGUGGCGUCGGGCUACCACUACGGCGUGGCGUCCUGCGAGGCCUGCAAGGCCUUCUUCAAGAGGACCAUCCAAGGUAACAUCGAGUACAGCUGUCCAGCGUCCAACGAGUGCGAGAUCACCAAGAGACGCCGGAAGGCCUGCCAAGCCUGCCGCUUCACCAAGUGCCUGAAAGUGGGCAUGCUCAAAGAGGGUGUGCGUCUCGACCGGGUGAGAGGGGGCAGACAGAAGUAUAAGAGGCGCCCGGAAGUGGAGAACGCAGCCUAUCAGCCGCCCACACUCCCGCUGAGGAAAGAGGGAGAGCGAGGCUCCUCCAACAUCAUCGUGUCCCACCUGCUGGUGGCAGAGCCGGAGAAGCUGUUCGCCAUGCCGGACCCCCUGCAGCCCGACACCGCCCUGCGCACCCUCACCACGCUCUGCGACCUGGCCGACCGCGAGCUCGUCGUCAUCAUCGGCUGGGCCAAGCACAUCCCCGGCUUCCUGUCCCUGUCGCUGGCAGACCAGAUGUCCGUGCUGCAGUCGGUGUGGCUGGAGGUGCUGGUUCUGGGGGUGGCUUUCCGCUCGCUGGGCUGCGAAGACGAGGUGGUUUUCGCAGAGGACUUCGUCCUGGACGAGGAGAUGUCCCGUCUGGCCGGCCUCACCGAGCUCAACGGCGCCAUCAGCCAGCUGGCCCGCCGGUACCGGGCCCUGCAGCUGGACCGCGAGGAGUUCGUCAUGCUGAAGGCCAUCGCUCUCACCAACUCAGACUCGGUGUACAUAGAGGACAUGGAGGCGGUACAGAAGCUGCGGGACCUCCUGCACCAGGCCCUGCUGGAGAUGGAGUCCCAGCGCAGGCCUGAGGACCCCCGGCGGGCAGGCCGCCUCCUGCUCACCCUGCCCCUCCUCAGGCAGACGGCCGGCCGCGCCCUCACCACCUUCUACGGCAUUAAGACCCGCGGGGGUGUCCCCAUGCACAAGCUCUUCCUGGAGAUGCUGGAGGCCAUGAUGGACUCGCCAUAG